Capsella rubella is the source of this 681-nucleotide messenger RNA. RefSeq names its product histone H4. Gene Ontology annotation, molecular function: DNA binding; protein heterodimerization activity; structural constituent of chromatin. The transcript has 2 exons. Gene Ontology annotation, biological process: nucleosome assembly. The record is from RefSeq and is a predicted model, not a curated record. Gene Ontology annotation, cellular component: nucleosome. Bases 135 to 446 code for a protein of 103 amino acids. Lineage: Eukaryota; Viridiplantae; Streptophyta; Magnoliopsida; Brassicales; Brassicaceae.
UGGGUAUGCGUCUCAUUUAUAAAUGACUCAAUUCUCAUUGCGAGUUGAAAUAACAAACAUUUCUUUUCAAGAGGUUUCACAGAGCUUUCGAUCAAUCAUCAGAGAUCUGAUUGGAAUUUUGAAGAAGUGAAGAGAUGUCGGGAAGAGGAAAGGGAGGGAAAGGAUUGGGAAAGGGAGGAGCGAAGAGGCACAGGAAGGUUCUAAGAGAUAACAUCCAAGGAAUAACGAAGCCAGCCAUUCGUCGUCUGGCUCGUAGAGGUGGUGUGAAGCGUAUCAGCGGUCUCAUCUACGAGGAGACCAGAGGAGUCCUCAAGAUCUUUCUCGAGAAUGUCAUCCGUGACGCCGUAACCUACACUGAGCACGCCAGGAGGAAGACUGUGACCGCCAUGGAUGUUGUCUACGCCUUGAAGAGGCAAGGUCGCACUCUCUACGGUUUCGGCGGUUAAUCGAUCUCUUCGAUUUAUUAGGGCUUAUCGCAACUUUGGGAAUUUCUUCUUGUUUCUGAGAUUCUCUGUUAAAAAAAAAAAAAGCAAAUCUAGGAGUUUAGCUGCUACUACUACCGCUUUUAUUUCUUUUGUAUUGUUUGUUCUUAGCCAAUGUGAUGUGAUGAUGUUAGUUCAAAUAUCUUUGCAAACUUAUGCUUAAAAAAUUCAAUGAGAAUGAACCAGUUUGCUCUCUUCA